GGGUUUUUAUCGUGACUGAUAUUUUGGGCAGCCAAAGACCUCGUCGAGGGGGCUCUUGGUCCGAUCCCGAUAGUGCCAUGGCGACGUCGUCUAGAUUCGCCUUCUUCCUCUUCUGCCUGUCACUCCUGUACUCUACCGCGCUCUCCGACCUUGUGAUCUCGAGAGUCGAUCGACGGGUGGAUUUGACUUCCCAUGUUGUACGGAUAUUGUCCUCGUUAAAGGUAGAGAAUGGUGGUAAUGAAAUUGCAUCAGAAGUUUUGCUGGCAUUUCCUAAUAUGCAAGCAAAAAACUUGGCAGCUAUUAAAACAUUUUAUAGUGAAGGAAAAGGAAAAGAAAAGGGUUCUAGUGUUAGUCUUCCUACUACACUAGUUGAACCAAAAGGAAUGCCCCAAGAGUUGACUUUUUAUUCUGUGUCCUUACCUAAAGGUUUAGGAAAGGGAGGAGCUAUUACUUUGGAUGUGCUUUCUGUAUUCACUCAUUCUCUGCAACCAUUUCCUGAAGAAAUUACUCAAGCUGAUGUGCAACUUGUACUCUAUCAGGAUAGUGCCUACUAUCUAUCUCCUUACAAAGUGAAAAUGCAGACUCUUGGUAUUAGAUUGCCUGGUGGAAGAGUUGAAUCUUACACAAAACAUCCAAAUUCAAAACUUGUUGAUUCAGAAAUUAGAUACGGUCCAUUUGAAAAGCUUCCUGCCUUCUCCUACUCUCCUAUAGUUCUUCAUUUUGAAAAUAAUAAUCCUUUUGCUGUUGCACAUGAAUUGUUACGUGAGAUUGAGAUUUCUCAUUGGGGUAAUGUUCAAGUUACUGAACACUAUACUCUUGUUCAUGGAGGUGCCCUAACAAAGGGAGGGUUUUCUAGGCUCGACUAUCAAGCCAGACCGGCAAUAAGAGGGGUUUCAUCGUUUAAUCAUUUAAUUUUUAGAUUGCCACCAAGGGCACAUUCUAUAUAUUACAGAGAUGAAAUUGGAAACAUUUCAACCUCACAUUUGUGGGGUGAUUCUAGAAAGACACAACUAGAAAUAGAGCCAAGAUUUCCAAUAUUUGGUGGUUGGCAAACAUCAUUCACUGUUGGCUAUGGUUUACCAUUGCAAGAUUUUCUAUUCAAGUUGGAUGGAAAGUAUAUGCUCAAUAUUACAUUUGGCAGUCCUAUGGAUGAGGUUGUCAUUGACAAUCUCAUUGUAAAGAUUGUCCUUCCAGAAGGUUCAAAAGGAAUUAUUGCUGCUGUUCCCUUUCCUACAAAGCAAGCAGAAGAGAUUAAAUAUUCCCACCUUGACAUCGUUGGAAGGCCCGUUUUAGUCUUGGAAAAGAAUAAUGUUGUUCCAGAAGAUAACAUCUAUUUCCAGGUCUACUACCAGUUCAGCAAGAUCUCAUUGCUAAGGGAGCCAAUGAUGCUAAUUUCUGGCUUCUUCCUCCUUUUUGUUGCUUGCAUUGUUUACAUUCACACUGAUAUGUCAAUCUCGAAGUCUUCUGCGUCAUAUAUUGCAAAAAUUCAAUCAGAGGAGGUGCAAGCAACAGUUCAACAGGUUCUUAAUAUCAUCAACCAGUGUUUAGCAGUUCAUGACAAGCUGGAGGCCUCACUAAGAGAUCUCUCAAGGACUGGAGAUGUCCAGUCUUGUAAAACACUUCGUAGGACAGCUGAUGCACAGCUCAAGGAAUUGGUUAAGGAGUUGAAGCCAUUGACAACAUUUUUACACCAUUCUCCUCAGGCUUCCCAUAUAUUACCAAAGGUGGAGGAGCUGAUUGCUAAGGAGAAAGACUUGCAAGACAAGAUGAUGCUGAAACACUCCACCGUGGUUGAUUGUUUUGAAAAGAAGUACAGUGGAAAAGAUAUAGAGAACCGCAUUGCUCCUCAGCAGCAGAAAUUAACUGUCCUGAGGCAAGAGAUGGAUGACCUUCACGAGUUCCUUGAUGAAAUCUAAGAUCAUCACAAUUCCCAUCGUAAUCCUUAGCAUUAUGAAAUGUUAUUGAGAGUUUUGUGGUACUAUGAGAUGUCUUGAUUUUUAACAGUACUAGAUCUUUUAAUUUGUUUUAUCAGUAGGUGGCUGGAAAACAAUCUGUUUUAUAGAUACGCAGCAUUCUUAUCAUAUAACCUGACAGCUCUCAAUUCUAUAGAGGAAUAACUGUUUUUUGGUAA
Messenger RNA from Zingiber officinale, 2131 nucleotides. Its product is annotated as dolichyl-diphosphooligosaccharide--protein glycosyltransferase subunit 1A-like. The transcript is spliced from 10 exons. NCBI's taxonomy places the organism in Eukaryota, Viridiplantae, Streptophyta, Magnoliopsida, Zingiberales, Zingiberaceae. Gene Ontology annotation, cellular component: membrane; oligosaccharyltransferase complex. The record is from RefSeq and is a predicted model, not a curated record. The coding region runs from base 78 to 1916 and encodes 612 amino acids.